UUUUUUUUUCACUUUUUUUGUUUAUCUUUUUUAUUAAAAUGUUAUUUUUUUCUAGAUGCCUUUUCUCCCUCCCACAUUCCGAACGAUUAGACGGUGAUCUACCAUGUACUCUAUAUACUCCUUAUGACCGCCGUUCUGUGCGUGGUCGCCUCUAUUUAUCACCAAAUUUUAUUUGUUUUACUUCAAGGAUUGAAAGACAAGUUUCUUUAGUUUUGUUAUUGUGUGAUAUUAUUUCUAUCGAAAAACAAAGAACAUUUACUGAUUGGUUGUCUGGUGGAAUAAAAAUAUGUUUAAAUCCUUCUCCUUUGUUUAGUUUACAAGAAGAACAAAUUAACAAUGAUACAAACAAUAGAGAAUUUUAUUUUUCUGGAUUGCAUGAAUUACCUAAAGUUUUGCAACGAAUUAUUGAAUUAUGGGAAUAUUGCAAAAAUAAUGAACAAAUUCGAAAAAAAUCAAAACAAAAUCGCCGUCAUUAUAGCCCUCGUCAACCACUAUCCGAACCUUUAUAUAAAACUUUUAAUAAUGUGAAGUCAAUUACAACUUGCUCAAGUUUAAAAACAUCUAAAGCAUGGGAAAAACUUUUUCAUGAUUUUGGAAAGGAUUAUUCAAUUUAUAGAACUGUUGAUAUGCAUCGUUUGUUGCUUGAUGGAGUUCCACCCGAACACAAAGCCCGCAUGUGGGGUAUUUGCUCUGGCGCUUAUUGUGAAAUGCGUUUGAACCCAGGGGAAUAUCGUGCACUUGUUCGCAAAAGUCGUCGUUCUCAAGCAUUUGCUGAGUUUACAAUGGAAGAAAUUGAACGUGACUUGCAUCGCUCACUUCCCGAGCAUCCAGCAUUUCAAUGUGGAAGUAUUGGAAUUGACGCUCUUCGCCGUAUUUUGAGCGCUUAUGCUGUUCGUAACCCAACUAUCGGUUACUGUCAAGCAAUGAAUAUUGUUGCUGCCGUAUUUUUGCUUUAUGCACCAGAAGAAUUAGCCUUCUGGUUAUUGGUAGCAGUUUGUGAAAGACUUUUGCCGGAUUAUUACAAUAAUAAAGUUGUUGGUGCUCUUGUUGAUCAAGGUGUUUUCUCUGAUUUGGUUUCACAAUCUUUACCUGAACUUCACUGUCAUAUGCUUAAAUUACAAUUAGACGAUAUGGUAGCACUUGGCUGGUUUUUAACAAUUUUUCUUUCUGCAAUUAAAUUUGAAGCUGCUCUUCGUAUUAUCGAUUUAUUCUUCUUUGAAGGUUCCAAACUUAUUUUUCAAUUAGCUUUGGAAAUGCUUCGUCAAAAUAAAAAGGCUAUAUUUGAUGCUAAAGAUGAAGGGGAGGCGUUUCAAGCCCUGAAUGCAUUCACCGAUAAAAUUACAGAUUCAAACGUGAGGAAUAGUACUGAGAUAUUUAUUGGAGAUUUAUUAGCCUCCUCCUACACCCAUUUUUCUACCGUUUUUACAAAUGAAAACAUUGAACACCUACGUUUUAAGAAUCGCCUCAAGGUUGUACAAAAACUUGAAGAAUGCCAAAUGAGGUCAAUUGUUAGAAGUGUUGGUUGUGAUUGUAGAUUAACUGAACAAGAGCUUCGAACAUUAUAUAAUGCUGUUAAGGAAGAACAUUUGCUUUCGUGGCGCGCUCGUCUUUCAACUACAAGUUAUUUGCGAACAACUCGUGGAAUUGUGGAACGGUAA
Molecule: messenger RNA, 1658 nt
Organism: Meloidogyne enterolobii
Lineage: Eukaryota; Metazoa; Nematoda; Chromadorea; Rhabditida; Meloidogynidae
Source: the annotation of a GenBank genome assembly